GUUAUGGUUCUACGUAUAGGAACAUUACCACAGAAGAAAGUGUGCUUUCAAUCGGCCCCAGAGGUAUUGAAGAAUUUUGGAUGACUGGUGUUGAGCAGUUAAGUGGCCGGUUUCGCGGAUACGGUGACAAUGCAAGGAUCUUGUUUUUGUUUGUCGCAACGGCAGU
This is a messenger RNA of Racocetra persica, 166 nucleotides long. The record is from the annotation of a GenBank genome assembly. NCBI's taxonomy places the organism in Eukaryota, Fungi, Glomeromycota, Glomeromycetes, Diversisporales, Gigasporaceae.